AUGGCGUCCGCAGAUGUUGAAUACACAUGCUAUGUUGGCAACUUGGAGCCGGACACAGAAGAAAAAGAUCUUGACAAUGCGUUUUCUCAGUUUGGAGACGUUAUAGAUUCUAAGGUUGUUUGCGAAAGAGAUGAUGACUAUGAUCAGUAUUAUUAUGGUUCUGAUAGCGACUACGAAUAUGAAUAUGAAGAGCUUCCGGUGAGAAAGGUAUAUGGAUUUGUUAGUUUCAUAGAUGAGAAGUCUAUGAAGGAUGCCAUCAAGGGAAUGAAUGGUAAGAAGCUCGGGUUAAAGACCAUUAAUGUGCAAGAGUCUCACUUGUCUCGUAAGAGUCGUGGUGGUGGUGGAUGUGUUGGUUCGAAAAGGGUUUAGAUGAAGAUAAAAUUAAUAUGGUUUUCAUAAGAAAGA
This is a messenger RNA of Capsella rubella, 405 nucleotides long. Its product is annotated as glycine-rich RNA-binding protein GRP2A. NCBI's taxonomy places the organism in Eukaryota, Viridiplantae, Streptophyta, Magnoliopsida, Brassicales, Brassicaceae. The record is from RefSeq and is a predicted model, not a curated record. Gene Ontology annotation, molecular function: mRNA binding. The transcript has 2 exons. Bases 1 to 369 code for a protein of 122 amino acids.